Messenger RNA from Moneuplotes crassus, 1811 nucleotides. The record is from the annotation of a GenBank genome assembly. Lineage: Eukaryota; Ciliophora; Spirotrichea; Euplotida; Euplotidae.
UGAUUUCCUUUGACUUUCCCUUUCAGUUCUUAACCUGCUAAAUCUAUAUAUUAAUAAUCUAAGCUCUUUUCCAAUCGACUUCGAGAUUUUCUGAUGCACUUGGCUUCCUUCAUAAUCUCAGCACUUUAUAUAGAACAAUUCAAAAUGAUGUUUCUUGACCCAUCUUCCGUUAAGAAAAGGAAAACUAAUUCAAAAUCUCCAAAGAGGAAGGGAAAUUCUUUAGAGCCCUAUAAAUUCAAUGAGAUGCACUCACGUGUCGGCAAAUGGACAGUCAAUCAACAAGAGGGCAUUUCUCAGGCCAAUCGGUCAAAACCAGUCAUUUCAGAAGAAGACAGUGAGAUUGAGGAACUCCAGGUGUAUAAACAGAUGAAUGAGGAAGCACAACGGAGAAAAGAGAUGAAGAAAGAGAAGAGGAGGAAAUUGGAAAAUAUGGGGGAGAUAGAUAGUGAGAAGAGCGAAGACCAUUUGCAUGCCUUUGAUGUGCUCAGAGACCAACCUGACUGGCUGAAUAUGCGCUUUAAAGGGCUGCUUUUUGAUCAUAUGAAGCAUAUUUCUCCGAAGAAAAAGAAGUUGAAGAAGAUGAAUAUCACUUGCUCUAAUUUUGUAUGCAAGAGACUCAUUAGGUCUAUUCAGGAUAAGAAAACUAAAAGAAAGAUAGUGAAGAACAAGAAGACAAAGAAAAUUCAGCAUGUUGAAGAAAAAGAUCUACUCCCCCAAACUAAGCGUCUUUCAAACAGAUCGAAGACAAGAGGAAGAGUAGAAUUUGCAAUACUUGACAAUAUCAACUCUCCUGUUGAGCAUAGAGAAAAGAACCAGAGCAUCAAGCCUCCAAAUUUGAAAUUUAAGAAAUAACCCUAGUGCUAAGGAUCCAGAUGCCAAACAAGAUACAUUAGGUGUUGGUCAUUUAUUCAAAGUGCAGAGGGCCAAGACGAUUAACUUCAAGAAUCUCACCAGAGGUAUUACCUUAAUGAACAAGACUCCUAAGGAGAACAAAAUUACUCCUAGAAAGCAGAAGGCAAAGAAGCGUGAUGCUUCAAAUAUCUCACAUAAGCACAAAGCCAAGCCCAAGAUUGGUCCUACUCGAUCUCGGAAACACUACUUAAGAGAUAAAAUUGAGGAGAGAUUCAGGCUGCAAUUCAUGAGUUCAACUAAGAACCAGAAUUUCUCAUAUCAUAACAAAAGUUUGACUGGAGAAUACCAUAUUAUCAAACCCAACUGUUCAAACCAGACCUGGCUUGAGAUCGUGAAUAAUGAGCCAGACAGGGACCACUUGGAAACCACCGUGCAGAAGUUUGAUAAAAUGUAUGGAAGAAAGAACUUCACAACUACUAAAACUAGAGAAACCAAGAGGGACUUCAUUGAGGGUUACCCUCGGGUCUCAAGUGCUAGUACCUCUAACAGGAGGAUCAGAAAUAUUGAUAUAGAGAAAUACAUGCCUAGAGAGGAAAACUUAUUCAACAUCUCUCAAGAUGAUGUAGGGGCAUUUUAUAACCCAGAUAAAGACUAUGUGCUUCCCAAGAAAGAUAUUUCAGUGAUUAAAUAUGAAAACCAGAUGAAGAAUUAUAACUAUAAAACUGCUCAUAAGAAAGCAAUAGUGCCUGAGGUUAACCCUGAAAAGGUUUUAAGAGGAUUUCAUCAGUUGGGACAUGUCAAGAAAGCUCACCCAGGACCUUGCUUCAACAAACAAAGCUCUAGAGAAGUUCCCAAGAGUUAUAUUUCAGCAAGGAAGAUAAGGUCUCUAUGUUCAUCAUUGAUGCAGUCAGUUGAUUUUGGAGUCUAAGCUAAUUUCAAUGCCAAGGAAUCAGUAUGGG